AUGGAAGUCGAUCUUUAAGAGAAAGAUCAAGCAAACGCACGAAUAAAGGACGGAAAUAAACCGCCUAAGGAGUCUAAGAAGGAAAAUAACUAGCAGAACUCAAUUAAAGCUAAAAAAUCAAAGAAAAAGUCAGCCCUAAAAAAUCUGAUUCUUGAUACUCGAAUUGAAUCUCAAGCGACUAUUGAUAAGCACACAUACAGUGGGGCAGAGCGCAAUAAUUCUUAAAUCAGACCAAUAAAUUAGCAAAACCCACUGCAGGCUUAGAACUCGAAGGUAAUCACGAUGUCCAGUCCACAGAACAAAAAUACUUCAAGCACUCAUAAAAAAUAUUCGUUACAAAGCAAUCACAAUUUGAUUGAGGAUAGCGACCGUGAGACUUAGGCAAUAAAUCAAAGUUUAAAAUAACACAAACGUGAUGGCUCAUCCAUUAUUACUGUUAAUACUGCUUAAAGUUAACGUGGAAGGCCUUAUACUAGUGGAUAAAAUUCACUUCAUGUUAAAUCAUCAUAACCUGAGUAAAUGCAACUAAAUCAACAGUAUUCUAGCAAUCCUCGCAGCGACUAAUAGUACUAAUAGCUAUAGCAAUAGCAUUGGCAACAUGGAAACAAUAAUGGAAAAUAAAAUAAAAAUCAGUAAGUUAUUCAAGGUGGAUCGAAGAGCUUGAUUCCAAUGGCGAUGAAUGCCUAGAAAAAAUAGUAGAUUAACAAUAGCAAUGCUCAGAUUCAAAUUCAAGGUAUAAAUAAUAUGCAUUAGUCCUAGAUACUCCUGAAUCAUGGAUCUCUGUAAAGCUAUAAUGCCAUUGAUACAGAUAUAAGAACUACAGAUGGAUCCCCCUCUAAAAUUGUAGCAAAAAUGACUACAAACUAAGGCUCUACCUUUCCUCAUUAAUCUUCUCAAAUCCAAGACUAUCCUUCGAAUUUAAACUAAAGUCACGGGAGCAGCAUUCUAAGUCAGCAAUAAAACACGCAGUUCUAGCAUGUGCUUUAAUCUCAGCAAUAUCAGCAAUCCUUGAAACUGCAAUAGGAUAUGAGACUUAAUAAUAAUAUCAACAACAAUAAUAAUUAACACUAACUUGCACAUUAAGUUGGCAUCAAUGGACUCCUUAACAUGACUAAGUAAAGAGGACUUAUCAAUAAUCCUUAGUAAUUGUAUAACAUUAGAAAUUAAUCAAACACAGUCGUCAGAUCAUAGUCAAGUCAGAAGCCCACUCACAAUCCUAACAUCUAGCUUUAAAAGAAUGGCAAGAUAAUUGCCUAGAAGUCUCCUGUUUACCACUCUUAAAAGAUACCUCAGUCUAAUACUUAGUUAAUGCCAACUGGGAUGUCUUACCAAUAGCAUCUUGCUUAUCAGCAAAUGUAGCAACAAUAGAAUAGUUAAUCAUAAAAUACUUGUCCACUCUCUAUAUUCGACAUCUAAUUUUACAAAAAUGACAAUCACUCUCUCCAGCACAAGCAACUCUAUAAUAAAAACCCUUAGUAUCAUUAUGCCAUUCAUAAUCAAUAGGCUUACCUUUAGCAGUAAUUAUAGCAAUAGUAGCUGCAGCAAAACAGUCAUGUUGGAUUUGCUGUCAUUCCAGCAAGAUUUAAUCACUCUUAAAACAAUAGAAAUCAGAGUAACUAAAUACAAGCUCAUCCCUAAUACGUUAUGCAAAAAGGCUAGAAGCCUGGUAACUUUGGGUCAAUUCAGGGAGGAUAUUACUUCUAUGAUUAGCCUGUUGCUAUAAAUGGAAAACAAAUAGGUUAGCCAACAGCUUUUGCUAAACUAGACCCAAAGAGCUUGUUGCAAUAUAAAAAAGGAGGAUCAGCUGGACUUCUCCAAAAUAACUACAUUUUAGAUCAAAAUUAUCAAAAACUCCAUAUGUAGUAUGAAUAUGCUCAUGAAGAUGCCAUGAAAUAGCAAAUCAUCCAGGAACUUCUAGAACAUCAACAAAUACCUCCAUAUUUAUUGCAGACUCAAGACUUAAUUCAAACAUCUAAUCAUAUACAUCAUCCCUAGCAAGAAGGUAACAAUCAAGGCAUCAAGAGUCAAUAUUAUCAGUCCAUGUCCUAGCUGGGUCUUAGUCUAAGUGCGCAGUAACAACUGCAAUUUGAAGAAAUUCUAAAGGCUGCUAAGGAUAGUGUGCUAAAUGCACCUAAUACUGUAGUACCUAAAAAAUCUAAGAUUCCAUUUGCAAACGCCUAUGUUGAGGACUGCUAUAAGUUCGUAGUAAUUCCAGGAAACAAUUCUGGAUUGAUUAGAAAAGCUAUUGAACGUAGAGAUUGGUGGAUAGAGAUACCUCCAGUGCACUCUCUCUACAACUUCAAAUGGCAGCCAGUAUCUUAUGGUAUCAAAUUCGAACGCCUCUCUCCAAUUAAGCCUAAGCCAGGCGAGAUAGGUAAUUUAGGUAAUUAGUACAACACUUUCUAGCAGCAGUAAUCAACAAUAGGCAAAAGCAAUAACUAGCCUAAUCAGUAGUCUGCAGUCUCAGAUAAUGUCUAAACUAGACAAAUGGUUAAUCACUUUGAGUUUCAUCACUUGAUAAGUGAGAAGGCGAAUUUGUUUCAUCAAAUGAAGCAGCAUUGUGAGAUCUAUAAGGAGAAUAUAUUUGACACUUGCCCUUUAACCUUCUAUGUUGAGAUCACGGACAUAGAUAAGACCUAGCAAUAUAACUAGAGUAUGCAAUAGUUCUUCCAGGUAUAUCAAUUACUAGAAGAAAAUAAGAAUAAAAUUCGUGACAUUGACCAGCAGAUUCAGGAUUUCAAGAGUAAAUUUAACUAAAUAAAAGGUGCUGAAGCUUUAGAUAAUAUUGAAGAAGAAGGUGAAUAGACUGCUUCGACAGGUGAAAACUCUAACUCAAAUAACGGGUCAUCUGCAAAUGCCCCAAGUGUCUCAGAACGCAAGGAAAAAGAAUUCCUGUCUUAAAUCAAUAAUAAGGUCAUUGGUAAUUAGAAGGAUGGGAACAAGCAAAUGAAGAAAUUUAAGACAUUCAACUUUGAAAAGCGUUCAUACACAAAGUACAUAUGUCCUAUGUCUCACUUCAAUGGCUUCAAUCUGUGGCUUUUAAAGCCUACUCAUUUGAAUAGAGGAAGGGGUAUUCAUGUAUUUAGAGACCUGGAUGAUUUGCAUAGGCUCGUUAAGGAGUACUGCUCUGGCAAAGAUGAGGAAGUGAAGGUAGCCAAAAAGAAUUCUAAUAACCCCAAUAGUCCUUAGAAGAAUGUUGGACUAGAUGACAGUUAAGACUAGAUUGAUUAGGCCGAGUAUAUGGAAGAAAAUGACAAUCUAAAUAAUUUCUAGCAACAUGAAGCUGGUGGUACAUUUUAAAGUGACCCAUUAUUGCUGUCUAAGAAAAAAUUAUCUCCAAAGAAGAAUAAUGGAUAUAAAAUCAAGCAUAAUACCUUUAUCAUUCAGAAAUACAUUGAAAAGCCACUGCUUUUAUACCAAAGAAAAUUUGACAUUAGAGUUUGGGUACUACUCACGCAUGAUUACGACUUAUUUAUGUUUAAAGAAGGUUACUUAAGAACUUCCAGCUCAGAAUUCAAAAUUGAUCUUAAAAAUGUGGAUGACUAAUAUGUGCAUUUGACUAACAAUGCAGUUUAAAAGUUCUCAGAGCAUUAUGGCUAGUUUGAAGACGGUAACUAACUUGGGUACAAGAGAUUCCAAUAAAUGCUAGAUGAAUUAUAUCCUAUGCCAGGCGAGAAAAAGUGUCAUAUUUCAGUGAAAGAAGAUCUUAUUCCUCAAAUGAAGGAGCUGAUAAUUAAAAGUAUGUUUUCAGUCAGAAAGAAGAUUGAUCCCUUCAAGAGAAAGCAUUGCUUCGAGCUGUUCGGCUAUGAUUUCAUAUUAGAUCAGGAUUAUAAUGUUUGGCUUAUUGAAGUGAAUACCAAUCCUUGCAUUGAAGAAUCAAGUGAACUCUUAAAGAUAUAUCUACCAAGAAUGAUUGAAGAUAUGCUUAAGCUCACUAUAGAUAUCACAUUCCCUAAGAUAAAAAAGAACAAGCCUAAGAAGCAAAGUAAUAAUGCCUUGAACAACGCAACAAACUCUACUGGUAUCUCAUCGCCUUUGAAGAAUUCUUCGAAGUCAUCUAAACUAGGCUAAAAUCAACUUUCAAACAACAACAACUAACUAUAACUUGACUAGAUUGAAGAAGAAAAUUAUCAAAGUAUUCAUGAAUCUAACUUAGCCAAAAUGUCCACCGAUGAAAAUCAUACUCCAACCCUGCACUUCUAGACUUCGAGGAGGAAUGACAGAGAAGAUACAAUCCUGUCAAGGAAAAAUCAGAGAAUUCACCCUGUCGAUGGGUACUCAAACAAUGAAAAUAUGUGGGAAAAACUUUGGAACCUCGAUAAAGUUGAACAGCCUAAUUUCAAGUAUCCCAAUUUCAGGUCUGAAUACAUAAUAAGUGCAAAUAAUAAACAGUUUAAGAUUAAAAAGAACCCUCUCUAUAAAAAGGUACUUAAGGAGAUGAUGGGUGGAAGCAAUCCAGAUAAAAGUAAUAAUAAUAUUUAAGAUUCUAACAAUGAAUUUUGA
Molecule: messenger RNA, 4503 nt
Organism: Stylonychia lemnae
Lineage: Eukaryota; Ciliophora; Spirotrichea; Sporadotrichida; Oxytrichidae
Source: the annotation of a GenBank genome assembly